Zymoseptoria tritici IPO323 is the source of this 1789-nucleotide messenger RNA. RefSeq lists its product as uncharacterized. The transcript has 2 exons. Lineage: Eukaryota; Fungi; Ascomycota; Dothideomycetes; Mycosphaerellales; Mycosphaerellaceae. Bases 296 to 1789 code for a protein of 497 amino acids. The record is from RefSeq and is a predicted model, not a curated record. Gene Ontology annotation, biological process: regulation of transcription by RNA polymerase II. Gene Ontology annotation, molecular function: DNA-binding transcription factor activity, RNA polymerase II-specific; RNA polymerase II cis-regulatory region sequence-specific DNA binding. Gene Ontology annotation, cellular component: nucleus.
AGGCUAAUUACGCCAUGUCAAGUCGCCGACCACUUCUAUUCUCCGUCUAUUAGUCCCCUCUUACCGCUUCACCGAGUUCUUGAGUCGUGGAGCCGGAUCACCCGUAGCCACCACAGUCCUCUCACACCGUGCGCCAUAGCACGCUGCACGCACGCGCGCCCGAUUGCGUGUUACCAUCCGGACGGGCUGCACCUACCACUUCGACACCCAGGGUCCAAUACCGCAACGCUCUUCCUUGCCUUCAUGGUUGCGAUCUGCCAUUAUCUUGUCCUCCACGAGCACGACCCGUGCGACCAUGUCCAGAUUCCAAGAAAGCGCGCUGCGCAACAGUGCGGCGGAUGAAGCGGCGGCAGCGGCGGCGGCGUCCUCAUUGCCGUACUGGCAUCCAUCCAGCCAAUUCUCCUCCCUCAUCGAUCCGCAGCACGACCCUGCCAUGUCGCUAUCCGAUGGCCACGGCCAAGCCGCUGCUCUCGGCUACGACUUCUCGAACAAUCAGCUGCCCGGCCAGCAGCAGACAAACAUGACCUUCGAUGUCGCUCAGGAUCAACGCUACAUGGACUUCACGGGAAUGAACGGCUUCCCGCAGCAGCAGCAGCAGCAGCAGCAGCAAAUGCAACAACAACAACAACAGCCACUCCCGGACAUGUCGCAGUACGGCCCGAUGUCCAAGGUGAAGACUCCGACAGGCACCAAAUCGAUGCGGCGACCGGGUCUCGCAGGCGCUUCGGCUCUAAUGAACGGACAAUACUGCUGUCACUGGACCGCGCAAGGUGUCGCUUGCCGUCACAAGUUUCUCGAUGCGAAACAGCUCAAUGAUCAUAUCAAAGCGCACCACGUCCGUGGAGCCGGUAACUUUUUGUGCCACUGGGCAGGCUGUGACAAAGGCAACUUCCCGACCGCGAACAAGCUCGUGCGGCAUGUACACAGUCACACCGGCUACAAGCCCUUUCCGUGCUCCAGCUGCUCGCAAGCAUUUGUUACAAAAGACCAACUGGAAAAGCACCUCACUACUCACACCGGUGCCAAGGACUUUGUCUGUACCUGGCCGGGAUGUGAUCGAUCAUUUGCCGUCAAACAUGCACUCGACGGCCACAUGAACAGUGUCCACCUCAAAGCCAAGAAGCACACUUGUCCGCACUGCGGGCAGGCUUUUGAUGACUCCUCGAAUUUGUCCAAGCACAAAAAGCAGGUUCACAAUCCGGAGACUGGCAUAAAGUGUCCUGCCAGACACACGCAUGGAUGCAUGUAUGUCGACAGUCGCAAGGACAAACUGAAAGAGCACUGCGAGCAUGAGCAUCAUGGACUGGAGACUAUCCACGACCCUCACGCGUGGAAUUUAUGGGUGCUGCAAUUCAAGUCGGCGAGCCGCAAGUCCGAUUCGAGGAGACAUUCUCGCGCAUCGAGCAUAUCGACCACCUCAUCCUUUAUGCCGACUCCCCACAGAGGAAGCUCGUUCGACUGCAGUAGACAGCGUUGUGCGAUGCCCGUCUGCCUGCCCUGCAAUAUUCUCUGCCACGACAAUCUUCCUGUCUACGGCGCUCCACCAUCCUGCGACAACACUGACUGCGACCCUUCGGAGCCAUGCAACAAUUUACACCGUGGUCACACUACCCUACCGACCUGCCACGAAGAGGACUGCAACUCUUCCGUGCCACGUACCCGCAGCGUGCUCAGUAUCGCACUGCCCCAGCGCUUCAAGGACGCCUUCCCAUCCGGCAACGCCCCAUGGCUCGAUGACAGAUCCAUGUUUCUCGUAUCAUGGAAUGGCGGGACACAACGACAUGUUUGA